Verticillium alfalfae VaMs.102 is the source of this 2541-nucleotide messenger RNA. Its product is annotated as BIP4. Bases 1 to 2541 code for a protein of 846 amino acids. The record is from RefSeq and is a predicted model, not a curated record. Lineage: Eukaryota; Fungi; Ascomycota; Sordariomycetes; Glomerellales; Plectosphaerellaceae. Gene Ontology annotation, molecular function: 5'-3' DNA helicase activity. The transcript has 2 exons.
AUGCAUGCCGAUGGGGAUCCCUACCGUCUCCGCGUCAAGGUAUCGACCUAUCCUCGAGAUGCCACAGUGGAUGCCGAGAUGAAGGCCAUCUCAAGGAUGGCACAGAUGGACCAGAGCAACGCUAUCGCCAUGGCACAGUGGAACUUUACCCAGAGCUUUGAUACGACUACGCACACAGAAGUUUUCGACCUGAUGAAAGGCUUUCCUGGGUUUUCCCUCGACACAUUCGACGAGUUUCAACGCCCGGCCUUUGCCAAUGCAGAUCGUUUGCCCGCUGCUAUGAUGUUCGUUGAGGGUUUCCCUGGCUCGGGCAAAUCCGCAUUGGGCGUUCAAAUGGUUGGCCUCAUCUGCAAGACUCCCAAUAAGGAGCCUCGUCUGAAGCAAAUGGCCCCUGUGGCUGCCGUCACCCAACCGCCUGUGGUUUCCACUCCGGCGGAGUUCAUCAGCUCGGAUGGUUUACAGCUUGACGAGCAAUACGAGCAACAGUGCAUCGACAUCCAAGUCAAGGCUGCAAUUGAUGAAGCUGCUCGAGAAGAGAAGAGACAGGCUCGGCGCGACGCCGAGGAUGCAGAUGCUGCCGGCGCUGAUGCGUACCCAAACGAAGACGCAGGUCAGGACCAGCAAGAUGGUGGCGAUGGCGUCGAUAUGCAGUGGGAACAGCCUGCAGAGGACGAACAAGUCGCAGCCGCCCCUGCCGACGACACUCAGCCCGCUGGCGAAUGGGCCGCAGCCGACGACACUCAGCCCGCUGGCGAAUGGGCCGCAGCCGACGACACUCAGUUCGCUGGCGAAUGGGUUGCAGCCGACGACGCUCAGCCCGUCGACGAAGGGGUUGCAGCCGACAACACUCAGCCCGCCAACGAAGAGGUUGCAGCCGACAACACUCAGCCCACUGGCGAAGGGGUUGCAGCCGACGAAUGGGCUUCAGCCGACGACACUCAGCCCGCCGACGAAUGGGCUUCAGCCGACGACACUCAGCCCGCCGACGAAGGGGUUGCAGCCGACGACACUCAGCGAACCACUCUGCCCCCUGAUGAACCUCUCCGGCCCGAUAGUCACUCUGAGGCUCACGAUGAGUGGCAAGAUCCUUCCGCUCAUUGGGCAGUGCUCGUCGAUCCUCAGACCCCUGACCGGGAGGAAGAUGUCGAAGCCGUCGACAACCCAGCCGACAAUUGCCAGGAAAACCAGAACAAACCGGUGAAGCCCAUUGUUUGGUGCACCCCAAGCCAUGCGCUCUGUACCGACAUUGUCCCCAAGCUCAUGGAGGCAACAGGACAAAUUGUUUGCCAUGUGCAUCCCCUUGAGGCCGAGCUCAGGGCACUGACUCAUGCCAACACUCCAGUGCAGGCCCAACCCGAUCGUCGUGCCAUGAUGCCUGUUGAACAUGAUCUGUUGCAAACUCUUGACGAGUUUCGGAAGGGACAGUCUGUCGCCAGCCGUGAUCCCUAUAGUCUUUCCACUUUGGCUAUGGAUAUUGCCACGAAUGAUCCGGAUUGGAAUCACAUGACGAGCAUACAGCGCAACCAGCCGCAUCUAUGGCGCAACUACGCCGACCGGUACGAAGAACGUUGCUUUGCUAUUCUGCGUCAAGCCAUUACGCAAUGCCACGUUCUCGUAGGUACGCCGGUAUCCUUGGGCCAAAUCGCCGACAAAUUCGACCUCACUGCCCGCUUUCUUGUUGUCGAUGAGGCUGCACGCAUGACCGAGUCGUCAUUCUGGAUCCCCAUCGCUGCGUUCGGUGGUUGUCCCACUCUGGUCAUUGGCGACACGCGUCAGUUUGGGCCCGUAAGCAAGAAUAGCCAAGCCCGUGGUUCAUCUUGGCGCUCUACUUUCGGCAGGCAGCAUUGCAUGUCUAUCCUCACACGAGCAUCUUGGGCCGCCAUCACUGAGCUCCCGCUAACCAUCAACCGCCGUAAUCAUGGCCAGAUUGCCCAGUUUGUCAAGAAUGUGGUCUACAACAAGGAAAUGGUAAUCCCCCUGUCGGUUGAACAGCAUGCUCUCGUCCCGCAGUUUAUCUUGUUCUUCAACUCCCUCUUCUGCCACAUGGUAUCCCCAUGCGAGGAGGGCGAUCUUCCAACUGCGAACUCUUGGGUCAUUGACCUUCAGGAAGGCGUGGAGAGUGCCAUCGGUACCAGCUUUUCGAACUUGGCUUCAAGCAACUUCACUCUGGAGCUUGUCCGUCGAAUCUUUGCGCAAAACCUCCCCUCACUACACGGCAAUGGCAGAGCAUCGAUUCUUAUCGUGGCACCGUAUACUGCGAUGGUCAACGACAUCAAUGCCGCUCUCGAUACGCAGUCUGAUCGGAAUAUUGUUCGUUCUUUAGUGAGCGCUCGUACGAUUGACUCCAGCAUGAGCUUCGAAGCAGAUGUUGUCAUCGCUUUACACGUUCGUUCAAGCAAGCUUGGGUUCACUGGCGACUCGAAGCGUGUGGCUGUCAUGACAUCCAGAGCUCGACUUGCAGCGAUUUACGUCGUUAGCACGCGUGAUUGGGAAAUGGACGGCGAGGGCAGAAAGGCAUCCAAGCAUUCGCGACCCAAUUAA